AUGGCCGGUCUUGUUGGAUUCGAUUCGGUAUCUGGAACACGUGUUAAUGGACUUCAGUUCCCUGAACAGUGGCCUUCAUCAGCUACCGCGCUGUCGGUUUCCUACACUCUUCAGGAAGAUUUGCUACGGAGAAUUUGUCUUGAGGAGGACAGGAUGAAUGAAGUUUAUGAUUUAUGGAAAACUAUCAAGGAUCAGCUUGUUUUGCCAUUGUACAUACAACUUUCGGAGAAGACUGGUGCGACUCUUCCACCUUGCUUUAUGCGCCUGUCAUCAGAUUUAAAGCCCAAGAUUUUGGAGUUGAUUGCUGCAACUGUAUUGCAAGAAUGGCAUGCGUUAGUUCGAAGAUGCAGACUUUGUGUUCGAAUGAUGAUUUAUGGAAGCAGCGGUUUGUGGAGGAGUUUGGAUAUGCCUCUGAAACGCAAAGUUUUAACAAUUGGAAAAUCAGAUUUGGUUGGGAUUCGAAGAUUAAGAAGAACAAAUAUAAGAAAAAGGAGACAAGAUCGAAGACCUACCUGCAGGAUUUCUUCCACUCCAGAGGCAGUCUCACUACCCAAUUCAGGCCUUCUCUUUUGGCACUGA
Molecule: messenger RNA, 579 nt
Organism: Dovyalis caffra
Lineage: Eukaryota; Viridiplantae; Streptophyta; Magnoliopsida; Malpighiales; Salicaceae
Source: the annotation of a GenBank genome assembly